Messenger RNA from Dioscorea cayenensis subsp. rotundata (Guinea yam), 1190 nucleotides. RefSeq names its product probable LRR receptor-like serine/threonine-protein kinase At3g47570. The record is from RefSeq and is a predicted model, not a curated record. Gene Ontology annotation, molecular function: ATP binding; protein kinase activity. The coding region runs from base 489 to 1190 and encodes 233 amino acids. Gene Ontology annotation, biological process: protein phosphorylation. Lineage: Eukaryota; Viridiplantae; Streptophyta; Magnoliopsida; Dioscoreales; Dioscoreaceae. The transcript has 2 exons.
AAUAACUUAUCUGGGUCUGUCCCAGAGUUCCUACAAGAUUUGAAGUUUCUUUUUGUUUUGGACCUUUCUUACAAUCACUUCCAUGGUGAACUCCCUGUAAAAGGGGUGUUUACAAAUUCAUCUGCACUAGUUUUAAUUGGAAAUGUUGAGCUUUGCGGGGGACUCCCACAACUUCACUUACCUGUCUGCCUUAAGUCCCACAUAAAACAAGUAGAGGAUCUCUAAUCCUAAAGAUUGUGAUCCCAAUAGUUUCCCUUUUAUCGUGCCUUCUCUUGCUCUUACUAUUUCUUUUCUUGUUUCGGCAACGAGAAUCAAGAACGAAAACAAAGAUUUCAUCAUCCUUGCCUGUUCCAUAUGAAGAGUUUCCGAGAGUUACAUACAAUGAUUUGGUCAGAGCAACAGAUGGUUUCUCUUCCGGUAAUCUCAUCGGAAAAGGAAAGCAUGCCUUUGUUUACAAAGGAACUCUUCAUGGCAUCAACAACACCAUAAUGAUGGUCGCCAUUAAAGUCUUCAGCCUCAACAUUAGAGGAGCUUCAAAGAGCUUUCUCUCUGAAUGUGAAUCACUCAGAAGCAUCCGACACCGGAAUCUCAUCAAGAUCAUCACUUCAUACGUGAGCAUUGAUUCACAAGUCAAUGACUUCAAAGCUCUGGUUUUAGACUUGAUGCCAAAUGGAAGCUUGGACUCAUGGUUACAUCCAGUGGAGAAUCAACAACAACAACAACAACAAAGUCCUCUGAGUUUGAUUCAAAGGUUGAAUGUGGCCAUUGAUGUUGCUGAUGCUUUGGAGUAUCUUCAUCACUCUUGCCAACCUCCAGUUGUUCACUGUGAUCUGAAGCCAAGCAAUGUUCUUUUGGAUGAUGACGUGAAUGCUCGUGUCGGAGACUUUGGUCUUGCAAAGAUCCUCAUGAACAACAACAGCAACUUAUGGCAGAGCUCCACAACCUCAACAGAGAUCAUCAAAGGAACCAUUGGCUAUGUUCCUCCAGAGUAUGGUUUUGGGAGUGAGGUGUCAACCAUGGGAGACGUGUACAGCUAUGGGAUCCUUGUGCUGGAGUUGCUGACAGGAAAGAGACCAGUUGACGAGAGUUUCAAGGAUGGUAUGACAAUGAGAAAGUUUGUAAAGUCUUAUGCUUUCUCUGGAGAGAAUCAUGGAGGUCAUGGAUCCAUCAAUGUUCUCACAAGAAGAUGA